AUGUCAUGGAGCAGGGUGGGUCGCGUGGUGCUGGGCUUUGCGCUUGGUGGCGCGCUGGCCACGGCCUGGGGCAGCACCAGCUCCUCUGUUGACGCGUACAAGCGCACACUCCGUCCGCUGCUGUUUCGACUCGAGCCAGAACACGCUCACGAUCUGGCGCUUUGGGCGCUAUCACACGGUCUAGUGGCCUGGUGGUGCCGAGCGAGCUCCCAACUCGAACGAAGUGCACACGCUGCCACCUGUGCGGAGCAAGAGGUUCGGCGCGCGCUUCAGAGUACUUGUUGGGGGAAAACGUUCGCAUCGCCAUUUGGUCUCGCUGCCGGUUUCGAUAAGGAUGGUGUUGCAGUCGACGCGCUGUUUGAUUUGGGGUUUGGCUUCGUAGAGGUGGGCAGCGUCACGCCGCGACCCCAGAGCGGAAACCCCAGACCACGCCUGUUUCGGCUCGAGCCUGACGAAGCGAUCAUCAAUCGAAUGGGAUUCAACUCAGCAGGAUGCGAGGCUGUGCGAGCGCACCUCAAGCGGCUCAGGGAUCGCUCGCACGAGGCUGGACAAGUUGCCACGGCCCGGAAUUCUGUUGCGAAUACAACGCCAACGCAAACAAUGCCGGGUAAGAAGCAUCUGGGCAUCAAUAUUGGGAAGAAUCGCGAAACGAGCGAGGAUGACGCCCUCUCCGACUAUAUUCAGGUGCUCCGAACUCUUGGAGCUUUUGCGGACUACCUGGUAGUGAACGUCAGCUCACCGAACACGCCUGGUUUACGACUGCUGCAGCGAAAAGAGCGGCUGCGAGACCUCAUCCGGCAGCUGAAGCGCGAACGAGACGAUCGUGGCCCGCAGUGGCAGCGGCUGCCGCUCUUGGUCAAGGUUGCUCCAGAUCUCAGCGAUGAGGAAAUCCGAGAUAUUGCGGAGAUCGUGGUGAGCGAAGGUGUAGAUGGUAUUGUGGUCACCAAUACAACGGUGCAACGACCAGUAACACUCCAGUCUCCCGUGAAUCUCGUGCAGCAGGAGGGCGGCCUGAGCGGCACUCCACUGCGGGACCUAAGCACAUACGUCCUUGGUCGUUUCUAUCGAUACACGCUCGGCAAGGUGCCUCUGAUCGGUGUGGGCGGCAUCUUCUCCGGCGCUGACGCGUACGCCAAAAUCCGGGCUGGAGCAUCACUCGUUCAGCUCUAUACGGCGUUGAUGUACGAGGGACCCUGCCUUGUUCCACGUCUUGAGCGGGAACUCGUGCAGUGUCUCCAGCGCGACGGUUACCGGAAUAUCGUCGAGGCGAUCGGUGCAGAUCAUCGAUAG
Molecule: messenger RNA, 1290 nt
Organism: Cyanidioschyzon merolae strain 10D
Lineage: Eukaryota; Rhodophyta; Bangiophyceae; Cyanidiales; Cyanidiaceae
Product: dihydroorotate oxidase
Exons: 1
Coding region: 1-1290 (429 amino acids)
Biological process (GO): pyrimidine ribonucleotide biosynthetic process; 'de novo' pyrimidine nucleobase biosynthetic process
Cellular component (GO): cytoplasm; membrane
Molecular function (GO): dihydroorotate dehydrogenase activity
Source: RefSeq, a predicted model, not a curated record